Molecule: messenger RNA, 10344 nt
Organism: Serinus canaria (Common canary)
Lineage: Eukaryota; Metazoa; Chordata; Aves; Passeriformes; Fringillidae
Gene: CFAP47
Product: cilia and flagella associated protein 47
Exons: 66
Molecular function (GO): protein binding
Source: RefSeq, a predicted model, not a curated record
AUGAGCCCCAAGGUGGGCAUUGGCUCGGGUAUCUCCUUAGUGGUAAAUCCCAUCCUGGGGUGUGCUGGGAGCAGUGUGGCCCGCACACAGAGGGAAGGGAUCGUCCCCUACUUGGCCCUGGUGACACAUCUGCAGUGUCCAUUUCUGGGCUCCUCAGAGCCAGAAAGACCAGGAGCUCUUGGAGAGGGCCCAGCAGAGGCCACAGACUGGGUGCAAAGAGGGCGGUCAAAGACUCCUCAGUGGUACACAGCGACAGAACGAGAAGCAACGGCCAUAACUAACACAAAAGAAGCUCCACGUCAGCAUGAGGAAGAACUUUAUGUUGAAGCUGCCGGAGCACUGGAAAGGCUGCACAGGGAGGGCAAGAAAACCCCCGGUCUGGAGACACUGACACUCCACCUGAACACGCUCCGGUGUCACCUGUUCCGAGCCGAGCCCAGCCGGGCCGGGAAGAGCCGAGCUGAGCCGAGCCCAUCCCUGCCCAGCCGGACCGAGCCGAACCCAGCCGAGUUCACCCGAGCCCGCCCGCGUCUCCUGCUCCGAUUGCGGCCGCUGCGGGCCGGGCGGGCCAUGGCGGAGCGAUGGCGGGACGUGUGCGGGGUGCGCAUCGCCCCGGCCGAGCUGCGCUUCAUCGACGCCAUGCCGGGGAGCUCCUACCGUGCCGCGCUCACCGUGCAGAACCUGCGGGCGGGCGCCUGCCACCUGCGGCUGCUGCCGCCACGGGAGCCCCAGUUUAAAUUGAUUGUGGAAAAUCCAGACAAACUCCUUGCAUCUGGACUUCAAGUUAAGGCUGUUGUGGAAUAUACUCCCAAGUGUGCAGAAGAUCUUAAGGAUAAACUAAUUCUUGUAGUAGAUGAUGACGUAGUUCAUAUCCCUGUGCUUGUUCUCUGCAGAUUGAUUCCCUACUGUGAUCUGGAAAUAGAGACAGAGGUUGAUUUUGGUGAAAUGAUUGCAAACAGUAAACUAGUUACUAAACAUGUUAGUAUUUCUAACCGUGGAACAAUUUCAGGUGUAUUUAGAAUAUCAUAUGAUGGGGUGGUCCUGCUUAACAUAAAACCUGUCAGAGGAGUUGUAAAGCCAAAAUGUGAAAGGAAAAUUCGAGUGGAUGUCUGCACAGAUGUACCUGGAGUCAUCAAAGAAAUGAUGAAAGUGGAGUUGGAAAACCGUGGCUCCACUGAAGUAUGGGUCAAAGGUGUUGUGGUUGAACAAGUUCUUAAAGUUCUUGGAGUGAAUUGUGGAAAAGCACUGAAGUGCAUUAACUUUGGACCUCUUUACUUUGGGACUUCAAAGACAGAACAAAUAUAUUUAUACAAUGAAAGCCCUGAGUGCAUGGAUUGGGUAGCAGUACUGGAAGACAAUGCCAUUGGAGGAGAGGUGGGGACAGAUCUUCGGGGGAGUACAGAUGCUGUUUUACAUGACUUAAGCCUGAAAACUGAAGAUGUAGAUGUUUCCACCUUGAUCUUGUGUGCUCCCAAUCAAGGAACUUUGGAGCCUUAUGAAAAGUCCUUGAUUACAGUCUGCUUUAGUCCAGAAAAAUUUGGAAGAGACUUUGAAGUGAAUGAUGCAUCACCGGUUCAAGAUUAUGUCAUCUUUCUGAGAUUUGAAACUGCUGGGAAGAGAGGUGGCUGUCUGCAGAACCUCAGUGGUGGUGCCACAGCAACCACAAGUAGCCAUUCUCGUUACGUGGACUUAGCUUUGAAGGGUUCUGGCUUUCCUGUGAUCUUAACUUUUAAGCCAGGAACAGUAUUUAAUUUUGAGGACUGUUACUUGGGUGAGCAAGCACAAGUUGCUUGCACAAUGAAAAAUGAAUCUGAGUUCCUUCCAGUAACGUUCAGAUUCCGCAAGACUGCUCACUUCAAUAUUUCUCCUGCAAGAGGACAACUUAAAAAAAAAUCGGAAAAGGAAGUGAUGAUUUCAUUUUCUCCACAUCAAAUAGGAAAAUUUGAGAUGAAGCAAAUUAUUGAUAUCAUUGGUACAGGAGUAGAUAAAAAUAAUGUAGGUGUUUUGAAGACAAAACCCUUUCAUCAAAUAUCUUUGACCUUACAUGGUGUGUGCAAAUCUAAACGAACAAGCAUUGUAUUCACAAUUAAUCCUGGUCUAACGCCCUUGAUUUCCAAUGAAACUGGACAGUUUGUAGUUCGUAGCACAGGACAUCUCAGUGAAACAGCACCUGUGGCAAUCCUUAAAUCAACCCAAACACAAAUUCAUACUCACCGGAAAAACAGGAAUUGCGAGGAUGACGCACUUAUAGCCUUUCCUAACGAUCGUGCAGCCAGCCUUAGGCCUAGUGAAUGGAAUAAAAAGUACAGGACUAUUUUCACAAAGACUGUGAGAUAUAAUUAUGUAGACCCAGAAUUUGCUUAUACUGACUCUGAACGACUGUUAAGAGAAGAAAAUAAGAAACACUAUUUACGCUUCAUUUCCCAUUUGAGGCACCAUCGUUUAGAAAGAGAGGUUUCUAGGCGGUUUUAUAUUUAUAACAAUUCUGUGAGCUUAGGCAUUAAACCAGCUGAAGGUCUUAAGUCACCAAACAUCUCAAUCAAAGAUUUUCCCAAGGAGAAGCCACAGCCCAAAAUGCUUCCUUUAGAUGACAAUUGCAUGUUAACUAGUCGAAAAUUGUCAGCAAUUGUUUCUAAAUCUACAAACAAAGGAGUUUGGAGUUGGCUUAGUCCUAUGCCAUCUUCUGCCCAGGAGAAGGAAGAUUGUAGUCUAACUUUGACACACAAACAGCUUCAUCAGAUAUUCAUUGGUCCUUCUACUAUAGAUUUUGGUGAUGUUUGUGUGUAUUCUACAACAACCAAAGAGCUGCACAUCAUCAAUAACUUGUCAGUUCAUAUUUGGAUAGAAAUUGAGAUUGAAGUUGCAGAAUUGCAGGAGACCUCUCCAUUGUCUCAGGUGGUGCCUCCUCUUACAAAAACUCAUAUUCCAGUUGUGUUUGAGACAAUCCGUGCUGGAAUGUUUAAAAACUCUUUCAGUUACAAAAUAAACAACAAACACAUUGGACAUGUGCUGGUAGUUGCACAUGCAAAGCCUAUUGAACUUCAGCUGUCUAGAAGGGAACUGAUUGUGAGUCCUAUUUCCGGCUGCCUAGCAGGGACAGAGUUUAGAAGAACUGUCAGGGUAUGCAAUCCCAGAAAUCAUCCUGCUGGCUUUACUUGGAAACCUCUAACUGAAGAUACAAAAUCUGCAUUUACUAUAAAGCCAACCAGAGGGUUUGUGGAGGCCUGUAGUGAGGUGGAGUGUGAAGUUGUUUGGAAUCCAGCGUACAGUGCUCCAGAUACAGGAGAAUUCACCUUGAGUGUGCGCAAAGGAAAUCCAAUUAAUUUGAAAUGUUUGGCAAAGUUUGGUACUACUAGAGUUCAGUUUGUGGCUCAAAGUAUCUCCUUUGCUCACAGUCCAAUUGGUUUCACUACUUGUAAGACAGCCACUAUUCUAAACACAGGAUACAACCAUGCAUACUUCCAAGUUCGUGACUCCAACCAACUGCCUGGAAUGGAAAUCACACCCACUGAAGGAGUGAUACCAGUGGGAAGCCUUGUUGAUUUAAAAAUCUCUUUCACUCCAAAGGCACACAUGAGUUUUGAUAAAAAAGUGGAGGUAGCAGUGAAGAAUGCAGCAGGACUCACACUUAGGAUCAGUGGAUUUUCAGAGAUCACUGAAAUAGGCAUUGAUGUGGGAAUAUUUGAAUAUCAAGGUGUUCAUGUUGGCUCUACAAAAUCAAUUCCAUUUUUACUGCAGAACAAAGGACAAUCUUGUACUAGAGUGCAGUUUGAUUUUAGUAAAAAUAGGGAUUUUGAAUUGAAUGCUGAAGACAAUUCAGCCAUUGACCGUUCUUGUUCAAAGCCUUAUCUCUAUUCAGUUUACAUAAAGGAAGAGUCUUCUUUGAAAUGCUUCCUGACCUUGACACCAAAAAAGGUGGGAAUAUAUGAAUUAAUUCUCCCAAUUGCUGUUCCUCGGGCCACUUCCCCACCUCCAGCUCCUGCCGCGCCUCUGAAGCGCGGUGCCCCCGCGACUCUGCCACCCCCGGAGAUCCCAGCUCUGCCCAGCUGCAUAAUCAGAGCUAAUGCACUUGAACCACUCUUGGAGUUCUCCUCAAUGGAAUUUAAAUUUGAAGAACAUUUGAGUAACAUGCGUUCCACUACUGCUGAUAGGAGUAUGAAUUCUCAGAACCUUGUCCUGAAGUGUGUCUCAACUGAGGAUUUAUUAUGGAAAUUUAAUUUUGAUGAUGCAGACAAAAAUAUAAAAGAUGAUAUUUUCAGAUUUAGUUUGAAGCAUGGACAUCUUCAUCACAGAGAUGAAGUCAGUAUUGCUGUGUCCUUCUGGCCUCCUUGUCCUGGGACAUAUACAUCUGAAAUAAGCUUGCAUAUAAAUGAUGAUCCAGCACGAUACGUAGUAACAUUGUCUGGCACACUGAGGUCUCCAGUAAUAAAUUUUCAUCCCCCCUUUUUAAUGCUGAUGCCAGUUCCUCUGGGUGUGGAAUCUGAAGCAGUCGUCAGAAUAAUUCCACAGGAUUUUAUAAGGGAAUCACAUAUUAAAGUUAGACUUCCUGAGCUUGAACUUGCAGAUGGUACCAAGACUUGCCCUUUUUCUGUGAAGUUCCCAGAGGGAAAAAAUAUUGUUCUUUCAUCAGAUGGCACAAGUAAGGAACUGACCUGCCGGAUCAGCUUCAGCUCGUCAAAGCCAAUGUCAUUUUUAGGGGAAAUGGUAUUCAUCGAUCAAGAAGAAAACAGGUUCUCAUUUCAGGUUGCUGGAACAGCAGACAAUUGUCUUCUCACCUUAUACCCCUACUUGGCAUUGCACAGCUCUGAUCAAAAAUUUGUCUGGAGAAGCAACAACAAAGACUUCAGCCCUGGAGAAAUAGUUCUAGAAUCAUGUUUUAUACCAUCAUCACCUUCACAUACCUCCUAUUCCACAAGUUCUUUCAGUGAAAAUAGUGUCUCAAGCAGUGAAGAUUCUCAAUCAGAGAGUGUCACUGAUGAAAGUGAGAGUGAUGAAUAUGAAAGUGAAGAGAAUGAAAAAGCACAUGAAGAGAGUAAAACUAACAGUAAAAGUGAUGGAAAAGGAUAUAAGUGUGAAUUAUCAUUUUUUCCUGAUGAAGAUAAGAAGGAGUACAUCUUCUUUCAAAAGACCCUAAAUGCUGUCAAGAGUUGGUUCACACUCUUUGGCUGGCCUAAGGGACAGAAUCCCAUUUCCAUACCUUAUUCACUGAGAAGUGAUGUGUGUAUAGUCCAGCUAACUGUUGCACAAGAAAAGAAUUUUAAACGAAGGGUUGACAAAGAUAAGGGUUUUUAUGAAAUGUUAUUGCAUCUGAAUGGACAAUCAAUUCCAGGCAUUGCAGCAAGCCAGUCAUUGUCCCCUGAUCCAGUAGAAAGAAUGUUCCAAAUCCACUGGCAGCAUUCUGAAUUGCUUUCCUUCCUUAAAAGGAAAGGAGCAUAUCUUCCUCAUGUUAUGCCAGAAUUUCUGCUUGCACCAGAAGAUUACAAGCUAUGGACUGAAGUGAAUACUGGACUGAGGGGUUUUGUACCUGAAGUGAGGAGGGGAAGCAUGAGAAGCUCAGGCAAGUUAAGUUCCAGGCGUAUUUUUGUUCUGGAGAAGAAAGCGUUUGAGGCCAUGAGCAAACGAGCUUGGACAGAUGUGCUGCUGCAGAUGUACAAGGUGUUUGUUCUUCCACGCGUUUCUUGCCGUAUGAUUCCUGACCCAUCGAGCUUGGAAAGCCUGCAGAACAUGCCAGGAAUAAAAUCAGAACCCUUAUCCAGUAACGUAUAUUCUCGAUAUGAACGAACCAUCCUCAUCUGGUUGAAUAAAAAUUAUGAGAAAAAUAGAAAAAUUGUGUGGAAUGGUAGUCAAAGAGGUGGAAUACCACCCAUGAGAUGGAUAGUGAAUUUUGACCAAGAUCUUCUGGAUGGUCUGGUAUUAGCAGCACAGAUGGCAGUUUACUGUCCAUAUUUGAUUCCCACUCACUUCAUAAAGAUGUAUACUAAUCCAAGAACUCAUGAAGAGUUCCUGAACAACGCCUUGAUACUUGUGAAGGCUCUGCAUACUAUCAAUAUGGAUCUGGACAUAAAGGCCACUGAUAUCUGUGAUCCAAAUCCUGUCAUGAUGCUGAUUUUGUGUGUCCACAUGUUUGACAUUCUCCCUCACUACUUACCCAAGAACACUAUAGAAUUUUCAGGUGCUCUCCAUGCAACUCUUUUGAAGCAGGUGUGCCUGAAGAACCCGAGCAAUUACACUUUGGCCUACAAUGCUUUUCUUGUGGGAAGAGAUGCUCAUGAUUUUUCUUUACCUAAAGGAAACACUGUUACCAUUCCUGCUGGACUAUGUACAUGCAGCAAAAACUCCAGAAGAAUAUAUAAGAUUCCUAAGGACAUAAAUCACAUUUGGAUCCUGCAUAAACUGUAAAAACUUGCACUGAUUGCUCUGAAAAUAAAUCUGGAGCCCUUUCAGCCCUUUUCAGUUACUGGAAAUUCUCUUGUGGGGGGUAUAGUAAGAUGCAGAUACCCAUGUUAUGAACUGAAGAAAUUUCACCUAAAUGUCACUAAUCCCUUCAAAACUGAUGGUGUAUUCAGGGUAAUUUUGCUGGAAUCCACACAUUUACUCCACCCAGAGAAAAUAUAUCAAGCCAGGCAAAUAAAGGAAGAGCAAAAGUUAAGCGUCACUGGAACAAUCCCAGUCUGGAGCUGGAGCCUGAGGAAUUGCUAUGUCCUUGUGUUGCGGUUUCGGCGUGGUGGCCUGGUUCCGGGUGCCCGGCACGGUGACCCAAAAGCCAACAGGGUCACUCGGUCCAAUGCUACAGACGCCAAUGUGGUGGACAGCAAAAUGGCAUUUAUUGAAGGGUCUCAGGGGUACUUAUGGCUUGGGCAGUCUGUGUCACUUCCCUUGCUCAUGUCCAUCUGGGUGCGGCUUGCUGAUCAAUCUGGCCUCCUGCAUGAGUUCUUCAGUCCAAUGGAAAACCUGUUCUUGAAAGGGAAAGGUUCUGCAACCUUAGAUAUUCACUUCCUUCCCUUUUAUCAGGAAAAGCGUUACUGCACUGUCAUUCUGAUUAAUGAAAAGAUUGGAGAAUAUGUAUACCUGAUUGAGGGCUCAGGUGAUUUACCUCUGACUUCAGAGCUGCCUGCCUUGGAUAGUCCAAAUGUUUUGCGUGCUACCAAAGAAGAUGAAAGCACAGCUCAGCCAGUUUUAUAUUUGAAAUGUGGACUUGGUCAGACUCUGGAGGAGAAACUGAAGAUUCCAUUGAUCAAUGAGUCAAGAGAGAGGGCCCUGGCUCUGGCUGCACAGCAGCAGAUGUCAGCUGUUGAGUAUGAAAGGAGAUUGAUGACCGGGACUCUGCAGAGCAGCAGCGUUCGAGCUGCAGCUGCGUUGUUGGGGCUAUCCAGAGUAGAGAGACGUGCCCUCCUGAAGCCUCGCAGGCACCCCUCGGAGCUGAAGUACGUGGAUUACAGUGUAGAAGUGAGCAUAAAACAUGGCUUUGAAGUGCCUAAAAAGUUCUCUAUUCCAGUGUUAUCUUCAGCCAGAGUUAAUUUGGACCCUCCAUCGGACAAAUACCCUACUCCUGAAAAGCUUUACAACAGCACAAUUUUAUUUAUUUAUUUUUUUUUAGGUGGAAUUGAUGCAGUUGAAUUUCCUAUAAAAUUCACUCCUAAGAAACCUGGUUCCUACCACUGUCAGAUUCUUCUGAAGUCACCCUGUGAUAUUCGUGUCUAUGAGAUUGAGUGUGUGGUGAAUGCAGACCAGGCUGAUGCACAGCUUGAAUUUCUAAUUCCAGCUUACCAGACAGUGACUCAGGAAAUUCCAAUUAGUAACAUAUCCAGUGAGGACUGGAAGUUUGAAGCAGUUUUGGAAGGACAGGGUUUUCAUGGCCCUCCUGUAAUACGUGUGCCUGUAGGUGGAACAGUUCCCUAUCCGCUCACAUUCAAGCCCAUUGCUGAGAGUGUAAUAAUGGGAAAGCUUACCCUGAAAAAUAUUACAGCUGGAACUCAGAACAUCUUUAGUCUUAAGGGAAUAGGGAAGAAACCUCUGCCUCAGGAUUGCAUUGUGAUAGAGUGCCAAGUGGGAAAGGUGGCUCAUAAAAUCCUAUGGGUGCACAAUUAUACCAAGAAGAUGCUAAAAUACAAGGUGUAUUCCAAUCUCUCAAUGCUGAGUGGUGCCCCUGAUGUGGCUGUCAACCCAGAGGACACUGCUGCUUACACUUUGAGUGUAUCUCCCUGCAGACGAGGAAUAUUUCAAGGUGUAAUUUCAUUUGUUGCUCAAGAUGAAGUCCAGCAGCAGCCUCAAGGCAGCAGCUCAGUACAGGGGACAGAUGGUGAAGAGGCCCUUCAGAAACUGCCAGCCAUGACUCCACCAGCUCCUGAUGCAGCUGACAUUGGAGAAAGUUCUACAAAUUGCAAAGUGUGGUUCUCCUUGAAGAUUUUCAGCAGACCUGCAGCAGCAGAAAGAACAAUAGAUGUGGACUGCAAAGCUCUGGAUACUGUUGGAAUUAAUAUUCCCAUCACUAAUCCUACCAAAAAACUUCUCAAGAUGAGUGUGCUGCUGGACCAUCCAUCCCUGUUUGGAGAAAACUCUUUCAUUCUCAAGCCCAAACAAACAUAUUCAUAUCACCUACAGUUUUCUGCAGCUGCUGUUGGUGCUUUUGCUGGAAGUGUCAUGUUCCGGUCAGAUGUGGUUGGAGAAUUUUGGUAUGCCCUGAAGUUCAAUGUAGAGAAGCCAUCACCAUCUGUACUGCCUGAUAUAGGAUGUGAGCUUGGAAAAUGGACUCUUGCAUACAUACCUCUUACUAAUCCUACUAAUGACGCUCUGGUGCUAGAAGUGGUGAACAGCAAUCCCUGCCAUUUUGUAGUUGAGACUGACCCCAGCGAACUUCUGGCUAUUCCUCCUCAUUCCACUGCUCAGCUGCCUGUGAGAUUCUGUCCCUCUGCCCUUGGAAGACGCAAUCACAAGGCGACCAUAACCUUCAAAUGCCCCCAGUUUGGAGAGCGGAUAUUUUACCUGACGGGGUCUGGAGUUCCUCCUGAGUGCAUGGAAACCACCACCACAAGUGCCUGCAUUGGAGAGUACUCCUCUGCCAUCAUAUCCUUCAAAAAUCCAACUGCUGAGAAUGUGGUGGUAGAUAUUGUGCUGGCAGACCAGGGUCUGUUAAAUCAGCAUCUGAGUGCAUCUGUCCUGUCUCAGGCCACCUGUGAGGAAUCUGUUUUUCAUCUUAUGGUUAAACAACCACAAGGAAUCCGAUUAACUCCAAAAGAAAAGCUGGAAAUCCCUGUGUUAUUCAUGCCAGCUGAAAUGAAAAUUUAUAAAGCAGUGGUGAUAAUUCAUGUAAUGAGGGAAAACGGUGAGAACUGGCCUUAUGAGGUUACUGCUGAAUCAAAUACAGACUUAAAAAGAAAUGUUAUUGUAGCAGAGAAUGGGGAAACUCAGGGAAUACUCUGGAUGUAUCCCAUUAAUGGAACACCUGAAGCACCACAGCAGAAAUCAGUUGUGAUACGCUGUCAAGCCAGGCAGAGGCUGGAGCAGAGGGUAGAGCUGCUGCUGAUUGGUGUCGUGCCUGGUGCCAGGGAUCUGCCUGAGGCAGGGAGCUCCGCCACGGUCAGCAGGGAAGAGUCAUCCAGCACCCCAGAAGUCACCAAUGGUUCCUCUGCAACACUGGAGUUUCUGUAUGAAUUGCAAUAUCAAUCAGAUGAAAUUAGAUCUCAGCUUGAAUCUUUGGUUGGCAUGGAGCUGGUUGAAAAAGAAUGGGAUAAAAAAUCCAGAAUUGUAACACUGAUCUUUAAUGUAGUAUUUGCACCUAGCAAACCGAUGAGGAAUGAGGCAACUGUUAUAAUUCAGUGUACUGAAGGAGGCCUUUGGAAGUUUCCAUUGGUGUUCAUUGCCACAGAGCCAGAAGUGGAUGAUGUGAUCAACAUUGAAGCAGUUGGCCUUAAUAAGGAAUCCAUAGUUGGCUUUAAGCUCACAAGCCAGACAAGGUACCCAGAGCCAUUCACUGCACACUUCCUGGCAGGCAGUGAUCCUGAUUUCCUUGUGAUGCCACAAGCUGGAGAGCUUCUCCCAGAAGGCACUGUGGGAACCCAUAUAACAGUGGGAUACAAGCCAAGGAUGUAUGGCAAGAAGCACACAGCAACACUGGUCAUCGAGACACAAUCAAUGCAGUGGACAUACAUAAUCAAUGGACUUCCUCCACAGACUGCACCACCUGCAGUGGCAGCAAAAGUGGUUUGCAGCAGCAGCUACAGAGGAUCGUUCACAGUCCGACAGCGCAACUUUGUCCGUGAAAAUCUGAAACUUAUAACCACUGGAGCAUCCUCACCAAUCAAAGGAGCACCUUUGGUCCUUAGGAAUAGACAGAAAAAGUUAUAA